Molecule: messenger RNA, 617 nt
Organism: Octodon degus (degu)
Lineage: Eukaryota; Metazoa; Chordata; Mammalia; Rodentia; Octodontidae
Product: probable histone-lysine N-methyltransferase PRDM7
Exons: 5
Biological process (GO): positive regulation of reciprocal meiotic recombination; regulation of DNA-templated transcription
Cellular component (GO): nucleus
Molecular function (GO): recombination hotspot binding; histone H3K36 methyltransferase activity; histone H3K4 methyltransferase activity
Source: RefSeq, a predicted model, not a curated record
AUGGGAGAAGUUCAGAAAACACCCAACCACAGUGUGAAAAACAAAUGCAGCGAGAUGCUCUCUGUAGGUCUGAGAGCCCAGCAGACAGCUUUGCUGCAGCGUGGAGGGCGAACCAGCCAAACCCCACUGGACGAAUCUGAGGAUUCUGACGCAGAAUGGUCGCCUCGGUGGCCAGAACCCAGGAGAAGGGUUGUUGAGUGGAAGUUGUACACCAUGCGACAAGGUAAUGGCCCGGCAUAUGAGGAGGUCAGCGAGCCCCAGGAUGACGACUUCCUGUAUUGUGAGAAGUGCAAGACCAACUUCAUCGACAGCUGUCCCACUCAUGGGCCCCCUACGUUUAUGAAGGACAGCGUGGUGGAUGUGGGGCUUGAGGACCGCGCAAUGCUCACUCUGCCCCCUGGGCUGAAGAUAGGACCUUCGAAUAUCCCAGGGACUGGGCUGGGAGUCUGGAAUGGGAACUCCACCCUACCUGUGGAUGUGCACUUUGGCCCCUACGAGGGUCAGAUCACAGAGGACGAAGAGGCGGGCCACAGCAGUUACGCCUGGAUCAUUACUGAAGGGAGACAGAGCUACAAGUACGUGGACGGCAAGGACACAUCCCACGCCAACUGGAUGAG